This is a messenger RNA of Racocetra fulgida, 1815 nucleotides long. The record is from the annotation of a GenBank genome assembly. Lineage: Eukaryota; Fungi; Glomeromycota; Glomeromycetes; Diversisporales; Gigasporaceae.
AUGUAUUUUCUUGAUAAACAUGAUGCUAUUAUAAGUCAAAAUGAUGAAAAGAAUUAUAAAUUAAAUAAAAUACUUCAUGAUAAAAAAAUUAUAAAGUUUAAACGAUUACAUAUCGAUGAUUUAGAAUCUUCAACAAGCACUGUUAGGAAAUUGACAAUAAAAAUAGAAGAAGAACCCCAUAGUUAUACUGUAGAAUUAGAUAUAAAUCAGUCACUUUCAGAAGUUCGAAAACAGUUAUUAGAUCAAUAUAAACAAAAUAAGAUUGGAAGUAUACGUCUAUAUAAGAAUAUGCAUUUUGUUAGUGAAGAUGGAGGUAUGAUAAGCCAAGAUGCAGAAAAUAAUUUUAUGUUAAAUAAGAUACUUUAUGAUGGAAAAAUUAUAAAGAUUAAAAGAUUACGAUCCCUUGAGAACAUUGAUGAUUCAGAAGUUAUAGAACUAUGCCAAUUGGAAUAUGGGAUCAAAAUAUCAAAUGAUGGGCAUGUUAUACCUCAUAAAAAAGCUCUUGAAUUUAUUGAACCUUGUGAAUUACAUGUAGUUGAACUAUUACAACCGACUGCUAAUAUUUAUAAAAAAGACGAAAAAAUUAAACGAGAAACUAUUCGUGAAAUUAUAUGCCAAAAAAAUUUAAUUACAAAAAUGAAUGUUUCCCCUGAUUUACCUUGGUCUUCAAUAUCUGCUGGUCUUGACGUGUUGCAGAGAGAAUCGACACAAGAGUAUGUGUCAUUCGAUGUUAAAUUACGAGGACGUGCCAAAGUAGUAAUGACCAAUAAAGUUCAAUCAACUCAAGACUUUAAAAUAGCCGUAGAAAAUGCUUUGGAUAGUAAUAAUCCUAUUGAUGAACUUAAAAAUAUUUGCGAUACGUACGGAGAAUUUUGGGCACGCGAAGUAAUUUUAGGAGGAAUAAUAGUUCGAGAAGAUAUUGUUGAAAUUAGUAAACAAGCAAAAGAAAAAGCAGUAGAUAUUAAGUAUAGUGAAUCAAAUGAUAAAAAAAUUAACACCAAAAAUAAAGAAACUGGUGUUAAGUCCAUUUAUAUUGGAGGAGACACUGAUGUUGCUAAUAAAGAUCUUGAGAAAUGGGAUAAAUCUUUAGAAGAUUAUACUAAAUGGAAAAUUGUAGAAUUUCGUGAUGUAGUCUCGAUUUUUGAAAUUCUAGACAGUAACCUUCGUAGACGUGUUCUUGGUAUUUUAGGAGAAAGAAUUGUUUACGCUAAAGUCGAUCAACGUAACUUAACAUUUUCAAAUCAAAAACCAUAUAUUCAUGAAUUAGAUGUACCAGAAAAGUAUAAAGGAAAACUUGAUGAUUAUAAAAUUUUCGCAUCAAUAAUAAGCGAAAAAAAAGGUACUUUUUUCGUUCGGGUUGUGUAUAAAGUAGACUCUGCAGAUCUCCUCAUCCAUCAAUUCGGAAAGGAUAGUAGGCUUGAAUAUUCUUUGAAAAUAGUAUGGAUAAUCAUUGGCAUUCCAAAUGAUUUUAACUUGUUUGACUUGAAGGAUUUUAAUAUGAGUGAAUUAGAAAUAAAACUUAGCGGCCAAGUUUCAAGUAAUAAACUUCAAGAAAUUCACGACCUUUAUGAUAAAUACGAUGGAGAUACUUAUCCGAUAGUUACUUGCGCAUUAAAAGAUAGUGAACGUGACCUACAUGAUUUAAAAAUAGUUACUGGAAUACACUUUUAUCGCACCAAUGAUAACCAUUUAAACAUGUGCGUCCAUAAUUAUGAUUUGGAAAAUAAACGUGAAAUAAUUGAAAAGAAUCUUUCUGUUCAAUAUUGGUUAGUUUUACAUUAUUACUUAUAUAUUUAUUAUGCACGUUACACGUAA